AACGAUAUAAAACAGUCGUAGUAGUGAAUCAAUAUACUUGCCCUUUAUUUAAACGUAUUUUGGUUUUAAAUCGUGUCGUUGGGUAUAUCAUAUAUCUGUCCUUUCAAAAUGCCGGUCACUGAAUGUGAAUCAAAGAAUGAGUAUGAAGCACAACUGGCAAACAAUGGCAGUAAACUUAUCGUCGUAGAUUUCACGACUGCUCGAUGUGAACUCUGCAAACUGAUUAAACCAAAAUUUUAUAAACUUUCGAAAGCUUACCCGCAUGUAGUUUUCCUCAAGGUGGACGUAGAUGAAAACAGUGAAAUUGCUGCAGAAUGGGGGAUCUCGGCUAUGCCAACAUUCAUUUACAUAAAGAAUAGGGGGAAAGUUGACGAACUCGUAGGCACUAAUGCUGUUGAAUUGGAAGCAAAAAUUAAUAAAAACAGAUAAUCAAUCAAGUAGACUUACCAGUGUGUUUUUUAUGAAAACAAUAAAUAUCAUAGCAUA
Mercenaria mercenaria is the source of this 486-nucleotide messenger RNA. Its product is annotated as thioredoxin-like. Bases 109 to 429 code for a protein of 106 amino acids. The record is from RefSeq and is a predicted model, not a curated record. The transcript is spliced from 6 exons. NCBI's taxonomy places the organism in Eukaryota, Metazoa, Mollusca, Bivalvia, Venerida, Veneridae.